UUUUUUUUUUUUUUUUUUUUUUUUCGCCACUUCUUACCACCGAUCGGCUGGGUUGGCUUCUUGUCGCGUGACUUGUGGUGACGAUUGCGAGUGGUGGCUGGAUUGUUUGGGAGGCUACACUCGCCGUGAUGGAGGGAGAGAUCAGGUGUUCGAGUGCAUGAGUCGGGAGUUGUGGUGUCUGUUGUUGUAAGGGUGCAUCAGUUUGUGCCACUCGGAAAGGAUGUUGACGUGCCUCUCAAAGGAGUAAUCCAGCUACUGCAAUGCGUAGCUGCUGUUGCUGCAUUGGAGGGUACUCUGCACCGUGCUCUUCGAAGGAGAAGCUAUGCGGACCGUAACUACUAGGAUUUUGUAGAGAGGCGGAACUUGUGAAGUGGAUGCUCACACACAAUCAUCGCAUACAAUAGCCAUCAGGGUUUCUUCUAGUCUUUGAGCAAUUGAAACAAAAUUUCAAAUACUGUAGUUAUUUUUUAGUCUCUGGUGGAGACGAAUAUCGAAUUAACAGAGGUUUGAAACUUGGACAUCUUCACCUCCUUCCCUUGUCGACCAGUAACUGGAUUGAUGAGCAAGGACGAGCCCCUUGAAGAGAGGAAGCUCUUAGCCGUAAAGAGCUGGUUCUCACGAAGUGUUAGUAGCAUAUCCUCCAACAAUGGUUCUGUUGAGGCUGUUGUGGAUGGGAAUUCCUCCAGUGUCUCUGUGUCCAAGGAGGGAAUGGUCGACAAUGGGACUGGCAAUACCCCCCUGAGACAGCUUUCCAUGAGAAGGUCAAGACCUUCUGUGGAGACUGAGAAGGAAUCUGGAACCGGCAGUCCUUCUGUGACACCUAGGAAUAUCACACCGCUAACGCCCCUUACUCCACUGAGGUGGAAAUCCAACCCCCGUGAACAAGAAGAAGAAGAGAAGGCCGUGGAACGCUCGAGAUUGGGUUCUAUGGGUUCGGUUGUUAUGCCUCAUGAUGGGUAUCUGGGGGUUCAACCAGCUGUGAGUAAUGGAAAGGAGGAGCGUGCACCUGAGAAACAGCCACAAGGCGUGUCUGUACAUGGGGCGGCUGCAUUUGAUUGUACCAAGUCAGUUGAUGAACUUUCUUUGAAGGCGCAAGCAGGAAAUGUAGAUAGAAGCUCCAGUCCUGAGUCUCCCGAAGGUCCUGACAGGAAGCUAUCUUCAGGGGAUGACGUCAUGACGAUGACGAUUGAGUUCUUACGAGCUAGGCUUCUAUCUGAACGUUCUGCUUCCAGGGCUGCAAAACUGAAAGUUCAGCAACUUGUUACGAAGGUGUCUGAACUGGAACAGAAGCUGGAUCAGGCGAUUGAAGAUCGAAAGAAGGCAGAGGUCGCUGCUCAGGAAGCAGUCAUGAAGUUAAAACUGGCAGAAAGUUCUAAUCAAUUUACAGAAAAGGCACCUGUCGAAGUAUCAGAUAAAUGCACUUUGAAUCCUACGAAAAGCUCGCCAGUUUCGAGCUCAAAAUCGGGCAGGGAGGAUACAAAAUUUUUGCAGCCAGAUUCAAGUAUUAUUGAAGACUUGUCGCGGACAAACUCUAAUGGAAGUUCUGUUGAGGAUAGGCAUUCUACCACAAAAAACCAGUUGCCGGAGAUUGUGAGCAAGAUUCAUGAACGCACAGUUGAGGAGGGUAGAUCUGGUAUGAAGCCUGCCCUUCAGAAUUCGUCGGAGAGGACUCCAGAGUCACCUCAAAAUCAGAACAGCAGGGCUGCACUUGAAAUUCGCUUACGGAGCAUGUGGAGUAAGAUCAGUGAGGAGAUGACUGCUCUUGCUGAAGAGAGAGGCGACGAAGUUGUUGUGCGAGAAGAGAUCAUGAGCUGGAUGGACCAAGUACCUACUGUUCUUCAGGAUAUUAUUUCGAAGAAAGAAGUUAGUCCGUCCCAUGAUGUACGCCUGAGAUCUGAAAAAGAAAUGAUCAAACCUCAUGAUGUGCCAAGAAUAGUGAACGAAGGUCAUUCAGCGCCAUCACCGCAAGUCGCACAAGGCAAGGGCCAAUUUCAGGGAGAUGCGAGGAGGGAAGCAUUGCUGCAUGAACAGUUUGCUGCUCAGGAAAGUGUGCAACGAGAAUGGAACAGGAACUAUCAGGAAUAUCAAAGAAAAUUGGGGCAGGGUGAUGAUCUCAAUGGCAUUCGAUCACCAAACGCUUCUGCUAGACCCCGGGAAUAUCAACAUGGAGAUCAAAGGCAUGGAUCAAAUGAUCUGGUGGAUGAUCCAUCCUUCUUGGGGUCUCAUCAUGCACGGUUAGCUAAAAGUAAGAGCACAUUGGACCUUCCUACGAGACCUAAUGAGUAUAGUUCGGACAUGAAUUCACCUCACCGUGAAGGACCACAUGUUGAAUCGGAUUCAUGGAAUCUCGAGGGGCCGCGAAGACAUAGAACUAGUGGUCGACAUCCUGAUUCAGUACACGGACAAAUACCAAACGAUCCUACCCAUGUGAACCACAAUCGAAUGUUUCAGGAUCGCUCUGCGGCACCUUCCAUGUUGCAGGGAGCAGGACAUGAGCCAUGGCUUGGAAGGAAAUCGGACCAAGAGACUGCUUUAUAUUACGAAGAGUCUGGUAAUCGAACCUACAGUCAAGGUGGAUAUCCGCCACAUGCAGAAGGUCUCCCAGAUAGACCUCAAUUUUCUACUAACAGAUCAGCUGAGGAUGGAUACCGAAACUCUCAACCAGACCUUAGGGCUGGGCAACCCACAUGGGACGAUAAAGAUCGGGGAUACAGUGGUGAAAGCAAUCGAAUUGAAAGAGAUGGUUUCUACAGGGGAAGCGAAAGGGAGGACUUUUUCCAACCUGAUAGUGCUCGUCGGCAUCGACAUCGGCAUCGGAGGUCUCACUCCGAUAGUAAUGACUGGCCAGCUGUGGAGGAUUACGGUUUGCUGCAUCAACAGCAUGAACCAAGUCCUGGUCUAGGGAGACGGCAAUCCUAUUCUGGGUAUCCCGCAGCAAUGGCUUCGGACUUAUCUCCAAACAGUUUCGAGAAGACCUCCGGGGCUUACGACGAUCUACGUCACAGUGAUGAAAGAAUGCAUGAGGCACGUGGACAGAGGCGAGACAGCUUUCCUGUUGCCAAGGUAGAUAAUGCUUUUAGACACCAGUAUUCGGCUCAAAAUUUCUACCCCAGUGCUGAGCCUACGCUAAGUCUUGGAUAUGGGCCUGCUUAUGAUGCUCCUAGGGAAAGUUCACCUGUUCAACAAGGUCCCAAAAAUGGAGUUAAUAAGAAUGUAAGUGAUGUGCUGCGUGCAUUACAAAUGGCAAAAGCCAACAUCCAGAGUGGAAGCAAAGUCUCCAAGGAGCAAAGACUAAGUGGUGAUCGGGCAUCACUGAAGACAGGAUAUGGGAUGGAACACUCUGCUCAGUACAUGCAAACAAUCCGGCAAACAUCGCCAGAACAGUUGAGAUAUUCCGAGAGUCAGCAACCGCAAUCUGAAUCUUCAAGAGCUGCAUUUUACAAGGCAAAGUACGACCCUUGCGAUACGGAUCCUAGUCGAGAGCGGUAUCAAAUGGAGGGUGAUGCCAUUUCUGGUACCAAUGCUAACAGUAGUUACGUUGACCAGCUAAAUGUUGGGAAAGGGAUCCAAUUUUUCUUUCCUGGAUAGUUCCAAUAAUAUGCAGGUUCUUUUCCAAAAUUCAUUUUCGUCGUAUGCCGUCUUUUCUGAAGGAAAAUUUGUGGCUUUAAAUGUCGAAUCCAAAUCUAAUUGCAUUUUUCUCCAAAUCAUAUUUUCAUUGUCCAACUGUGCAAAAUUAUAUAAAAGUGAUUCUUGUUCUCA
Messenger RNA from Physcomitrium patens, 3759 nucleotides. Lineage: Eukaryota; Viridiplantae; Streptophyta; Bryopsida; Funariales; Funariaceae. The record is from RefSeq and is a predicted model, not a curated record.